Messenger RNA from Cetraspora pellucida, 573 nucleotides. Lineage: Eukaryota; Fungi; Glomeromycota; Glomeromycetes; Diversisporales; Gigasporaceae. The record is from the annotation of a GenBank genome assembly.
AUGUUACAAAUAAUAGGGGAACUGAAUAUUGACCCAGAUAUUUGUGGAUGUCCAAAAUUUGAGUGUAAACAUUUACACAAAAAUGAUACAAAUGAUAGACUUCAAAUUUUGGGUCAUUGGAUCCUGCGCAUGGCUGAAAUCUCUGAUGAGAGAAAAGCAUUAGGAAUAGCAACAUGGAAUGCACGAAAUGAAAAUUUUUUGAAUUUAGGUAUUGAUGAUUGGGACAUAAAAAGUAUCCUAAAUGAAAUUUCUAAAAAUAUUCAAAUUGGAUACCAGGUUGAACCAAGAAAUACAACAGGUCGUAGAAAACACAACAUAGUAGUACACAAGCUGCUUUCAUUAUUAGAACACCAAAAAAAAGAUAUGCAAACAAAUGAGCUAACAAUAAAUAGCAAUUCACAAAACAGUCAGAUUGAAAAUAAUAAUGUAAGUGCCGAGCAAUUGCAUGAACAAGUGGGUACAAAGUGUCAACAUAGAGUUACAAACAAUAAUGAAAAAAAAAUUCUUAAGGAUUUACUUAAAUAUGAUAAUUUCCCUGAAGAUAAAGCCAUCAAAAUAUUAAGACAACUUUAG